Molecule: messenger RNA, 1242 nt
Organism: Ochotona princeps (American pika)
Lineage: Eukaryota; Metazoa; Chordata; Mammalia; Lagomorpha; Ochotonidae
Gene: DMRT1
Product: doublesex and mab-3 related transcription factor 1
Exons: 6
Coding region: 139-1242 (367 amino acids)
Biological process (GO): regulation of transcription by RNA polymerase II; sex differentiation
Cellular component (GO): nucleus
Molecular function (GO): RNA polymerase II cis-regulatory region sequence-specific DNA binding; DNA-binding transcription factor activity, RNA polymerase II-specific
Source: RefSeq, a predicted model, not a curated record
CGCGCUGCACCUCCGGCUGCGGCGCACACGCAUCCUCCGCCUCCUCCUUCUCCUCGGCAGCCUCGCCGUCGGUUGGGUACCUCGCUUGCAGCGGUCCCCCAAGCGGCCAGAGAGUCUAGUGCUUCUGCUUGGGACACCAUGCCCAACGAAGAAGCAUUCAGCAAGCCCCCGACGCCAUCGGAGGCCCCGGGGGCUCCGCCGCAGGGCAAGGCGGGAGGCUUUGGCAAAGCAGCCGGAGGCUCCAGCACCGGGGGCGGCGGCAGCGGCAGCAGCGGCGGCUCCGGGACGACUGGCACGGGCGCGGGGAACAAGAAGUCCCCGCGGCUGCCCAAGUGUGCACGCUGCAGGAAUCACGGCUACGCGUCGCCGCUCAAGGGCCACAAACGCUUCUGCAUGUGGCGCGACUGUCAGUGCAAGAAGUGCAACCUGAUUGCCGAGAGACAGCGCGUGAUGGCCGCGCAGGUGGCGCUCAGGAGGCAGCAGGCCCAGGAGGAGGAGAUGGGCAUUAGCCACCCGAUCCCGCUGCCCAGUGCCGCGGAGCUGCUUGUCAAGAGAGAGAACAACGGUACCAACCCGUGCCUCCUGACCGAGAGCAGCAGCUCCUCGCAGCCGCCACUGCCGCCUAGCACCCCAACCACUAUGGCCUCAGAGGGGCGGAUGGUCAUCCAGGAUAUUCCUGCUGUCACCAGCAGAGGGCACGUGGAGAACACACCUGACCUGGUUCCGGACUCCACCUACUACAGCAGCUUUUACCAGCCGUCUCUGUUCCCGUACUACAACAACCUGUACAACUACCCGCAGUACUCCAUGGCUCUGGCUGCUGAGUCUUCUCCUGGGGAGAUGGGCAGUGCUCUGGGGGGAUCCCCAGUGAAGAACACCCUCCGGAGCCUCCCUGCGCCUUACGUGCCUGGCCAGCCUGGAAACCAGUGGCAGAUGAAGAAUCCGGAGAACCGCCACCCCGUGAGUUCCCAGUACAGGAUGCACUCUUACUACCCGCCUCCCUCCUACCUGGGCCAGAGCGUGCCUCAGCUCUUCACCUUUGAGGACGGCCCUUCCUACGCGGAAGCCAAAGCGAGUGGUAGGUGUCCUCCUCCCAGAAUUGUCUUUCCAAUAAUAAGAAUUUUGAUGGAGUUUGUGUCAAAUGCUACUAAAAUCUCAACCCAGCAUUCCUUUGCUCUCAGUAGUAUUGAAGAGAUAUUAAUCAUUCAGGGUUCCAUGGAAAAGUUACCUAAGAGGAACUGA